UACGCUCGGCUGCUUCGUCCUCGGCUUCGCCCAGCCAGCCGCAGCCCGGUCACACUUGCAUUCACACGCGCACGCACGCACGCACUUCGGGACCCGCGCUCCUCUCGCUCGCGCCCUCCUCCUUCCUCCUCCCCCUCCUCCCCUUCCCUGGCUGGCUGGCUCCCGCACUUUCGCACACGCGCCGCCUCUGUCACACACGUACACUCACACUCACACACACACGCGUGCGCUCACUCACCCGGGCUCGGUCGGUCUGAGGCGCGCUCGCUGCACUUCCCCAGCCCCUCAACCAGCUCGGCAGAUGGCAGCUCCCGGCGCGGGCUUUUGGUCCUUCGGGUCCGAAGAGGGUUCCGGAGACCCGGACAACCCCGGUCCAGCAAAAGCUUGGUGUCAGGCUGCCCAGAAGUUUACAGGAGGCAUUUCUACCAAACUCUGUGCGCUGCUGUACGGAGAUGGGGACAAACCCAUGGAAACCGGAGCUACUAAGGAGGAACCGACGUUGAGAAAGGCGGCUUGCAGCUGCAAUAAAAAGCCUUGCGGCUGCCAGAAAGAAGACAUUAAUUAUGCUUUUUUACACGCCUCAGAUCUCCUGCCAAACUCUGAGGGAGAAGCAGCUACGUUGUCUUUCCUACAAGAUGUUGUGGACAUUUUGCUCCAGUACCUGGUGACAAAUUUUGAUCGCUCAACCAAAGUGAUUGAUUUCCAUUAUCCAAACGAGCUUCUUCAGGAAUAUAACUGGGAAUUGUCUGAUCAACCCCAGACUAUGGAAGAAAUUCUCCUACAUUGCAGGACCGCGUUAAAAUACGCCAUUAAAACAGGACAUCCCAGGUAUUUCAAUCAACUAUCAACUGGAUUGGAUAUGGUUGGAUUAGCUGCAGAUUGGCUAACUUCUACAGCCAACACUAACAUGUUCACCUAUGAAAUUGCUCCAGUGUUUGUACUUUUGGAGUAUGUCACAUUAAGAAAAAUGAGGGAAAUUGUUGGCUGGCCAGGGGGUGCUGGCGAUGGAAUAUUUUCUCCUGGUGGUGCCAUAUCUAACAUGUAUGCUAUGUUGAUUGCACGUUUCAAGAUGUUCCCAGAAGUUAAGGAGAAAGGAAUGGCAGCUAUUCCAAGACUGGUUGCCUUCACAUCGGAGCAUAGUCAUUUUUCUGUGAAGAAAGGAGCAGCAGCCUUAGGAAUUGGUACUGACAGUGUGAUUUUAAUCAGGUGUGAUGAGAGAGGGAAAAUGAUCCCAUCUGAUCUUGAAAGGAGAAUCAUUGAGGCAAAGCAGAAGGGAUUUGUUCCUUUCCUAGUAAGUGCCACAGCAGGAACCACAGUAUAUGGGGCAUUUGAUCCACUGAUAGCGAUUGCCGAUAUCUGCAAAAAGUACAAGAUCUGGAUGCAUGUUGAUGGAGCAUGGGGCGGUGGGCUGCUGAUGUCAAGGAAACAUAGAUGGAAAUUAAAUGGUGUUGAAAGGGCCAAUUCUGUGACAUGGAAUCCACAUAAGAUGAUGGGGGUCCCUCUGCAAUGCUCUGCGUUGCUUGUUCGAGAAGAGGGACUGAUGCAAAGCUGCAAUCAAAUGCAUGCUUCCUACCUCUUUCAACAAGACAAGCACUACGACCUGUCAUAUGACACUGGAGACAAGGCCUUGCAAUGCGGCCGCCACGUUGAUGUCUUCAAACUAUGGCUGAUGUGGAGGGCAAAGGGCACUAUAGGUUUUGAAGCACACAUCGACAAGUGUUUGGAACUUGCCGAGUACUUGUAUAAUAAAAUAAAGAACCGAGAAGGCUUUGAAAUGGUGUUUGAUGGAAAGCCUCAGCACACAAAUGUUUGCUUUUGGUACGUGCCACCCAGUUUACGGAUUAUGGAGGAUAAUGAAGAAAGAAUGAAUCGCCUCUCAAAGGUGGCCCCUGUAAUUAAAGCCCGGAUGAUGGAGUGCGGUAGCACUAUGGUCAGCUAUCAGCCCCUGGGAGACAAGGUUAACUUCUUCCGCAUGGUUAUCUCCAAUCCAGCAGCAGCUCACCAAGACAUCGAUUUUCUGAUUGAGGAAAUAGAGCGCCUUGGGCAAGAUUUAUAGUCAUGUGGUCUGCCAGACCCUUCUGAAAUGUCUCUAGGUAGACAAUUAAGUUGUCACAAACUGUGGUGAAUGUAUUUGUAGUUUGUUCCAAAGUGAAUCUAUUUCUAUAUUGUGGCGUCAAAGUAGAGUGCAAUUUAAAAGGGAGAAUGUUGCUCCUCUUCCAAAGUCUUUUCCUUCCCUUGAGUUUGUGAAUACCUCUUUCCCAUGAAGGUAAUAUACAAAAGGCUGCAUUCAUAUGAAUCAGAAAAAGACAUGUUCACAGAGUCACUCUCCAAAUUUAGUACAGUUAGUAAAAUGUGAUAGUUUAUGCUAAAAGUAGUCAAAUAAAAUAGACUUGCUCCCAGAUAAUUACACAAGAAAAUGAGGGGCAAUGUACAGUGUAACACAAAAAUAUGCUUUAAAUGAAGAAACUUUGCCUUUUUGUUCUUAGUCUAUUAGAACAGAAUUUCUAAUUUACAUGCAGACAU
Molecule: messenger RNA, 2523 nt
Organism: Pogona vitticeps (central bearded dragon)
Lineage: Eukaryota; Metazoa; Chordata; Lepidosauria; Squamata; Agamidae
Gene: GAD2
Product: glutamate decarboxylase 2
Biological process (GO): GABA shunt; GABA biosynthetic process
Cellular component (GO): cytoplasm
Molecular function (GO): pyridoxal phosphate binding; glutamate decarboxylase activity
Source: RefSeq, a predicted model, not a curated record